This is a messenger RNA of Theobroma cacao (cacao), 3267 nucleotides long. The record is from RefSeq and is a predicted model, not a curated record. Lineage: Eukaryota; Viridiplantae; Streptophyta; Magnoliopsida; Malvales; Malvaceae.
CCCUAUCCAUUUUUCCCCACAAACCAGGAGAAAAUUCGAGUCGCUCUUAUUGUUCAGAAAGCAGCUUUGCAGUUUAUUGAUGCUGCUGGUCCACCUGAAUACAAGCUUACCAAUGAGGUUAGAGAAGCAAAUUUUGGAAUUGAACCAGAUGAACUUGCUUCAAUUGUUCAUGGUCAUGAUAUUAAGCGCUUGAAGUUGCAUGGUGGUGUUGAAGGGAUUGCAAGGAAAAUCACUGUCUCCCCUGAUGAAGGUGUCUGCUCAGACAACAUAUCUACUAGGCAAAAGAUAUAUGGCUUAAACUGUUACACAGAGAAACCUCCAAGAACAUUUUGGAUGUUUGUGUGGGAUGCACUGCAAGACUUGACGCUGAUUAUCCUUAUGGUUUGUGCUGUGAUAUCUAUAGGUGUAGGACUUGCCACAGAAGGGUGGCCAAAGGGCAUGUAUGAUGGAUCAGGAAUUCUACUUACUCUAAUCUUGGUGGUAUCGGUUACUGCUAUUAGUGACUACAGGCAGUCCUUGCAAUUUAGAGAACUUGACAGGGAGAAAAAAAAGAUUUAUGUUCAAGUUACAAGAGAUGGGCGUAGACAGCAAGUUUCUAUUUAUGACUUGGUAAUUGGGGAUGUUGUUCAUUUAGGUAUUGGAGACCAAGUUCCAGCUGAUGGGCUGUUCAUAUCAGGAUACAGCUUGCAGAUUGAUGAGUCAAGUUUGUCGGGGGAGAUUGACCCAGUGGACAUAUAUGAACAACAUCCUUUUCUUCUUUCAGGAACCAAAGUUAGAGAUGGGUCAGGAAAGAUGCUGGUUACAGCAGUUGGGAUGAGGACUGAAUGGGGGAAGUUGAUGGAAACUCUGAAUGAGGGUGGAGAAGAUGAGACCCCACUUCAGGUGAAAUUGAAUGGUGUUGCUACAAUUAUUGGUAAAAUUGGCUUGACUUUUGCGGUGCUUACAUUUGUGGUUUUAACAGUGAGGUUUCUUGUGGAGAAAGCACUCCAAAAUGAGUUCACUAACUGGUCUUCAACUGAUGCAUUGACACUUCUAAACUACUUUGCUAUUGCAGUAACUAUAAUAGUUGUUGCUGUUCCUGAAGGAUUACCAUUGGCAGUGACUCUGAGCCUGGCCUUUGCAAUGAAGCAAUUAAUGGAUGAAAGGGCAUUGGUGAGGCAUCUCUCUGCAUGUGAGACAAUGGGUUCCGCAAGUUGCAUCUGUACCGAUAAGACAGGGACACUAACAACAAACCAUAUGGUGGUUAAUAAGAUAUGGAUAUGUGAGAAAAUUAAAGAUAUUAGUGGUAAUGAGAGCAAAAACUUUGAUGAGCUGGAGAUAUCUGAAGGAGUUUUCAGCAUCCUUUUGUGUGCUAUAUUUCUAAAUACUUGUGCUGAAGUGGUGAAGGAUGAAAAGGGGAAGAACUCCAUUUUGGGAACACCAACAGAAACAGCGUUGUUGGAAUUUGGGCUGCUUUUGGGUGGUGAUUAUGAUGCCCAACGAAGGCAGGUUAAGAUACUUAAGGUUAAGCCUUUCAAUUCAGACAGGAAGAAGAUGUCUGUGCUGGUGGCUCUUCCAGAAGGUGGGAUUCGAGCUUUUUGUAAAGGUGCAGCAGAAAUAGUAUUAAGUAUGUGUGACAAGGUUGCUGAUUACAGCGGAGAGCUAGUUCCUUUAUCUGAAGAACGAGUAAGAAAUAUCACAGAUGUCAUAAAUGGCUUUGCCUCUGAAGCCUUAAGAACUCUAUGCCUGGCUUUUAAAGAUGUAGAUGACACUUACCCUGAGAAUAGCAUACCUGAAGGUGACUAUACCUUGAUAGCAGUUGUUGGGAUCAAGGAUCCUGUGCGUCCUGGAGUCAAGGAAGCAGUUCAAACCUGUUUAGCUGCGGGAAUUACUGUUCACAUGGUCACUGGUGAUAAUAUUUAUACAGCAAAAGCGAUAGCUAAAGAAUGUGGCAUCCUAACAGUAGAUGAAAAUGCCAUAGAAGGACCAGAAUUUAGUAGAAAGUCUCUUGAUGAGAUGAGGGACAUUAUACCAAAUAUUCAGGUAAUGGCACGGUCAAAGCCUAUGGAUAAGCUCAAUUUGGUAAACCAAUUGAGAAAUAUGUUUGGAGAAGUUGUUGCAGUGACUGGUGAUGGGACCAACGAUGCUCCAGCUUUGCAUCAGUCAGACAUUGGACUUGCUAUGGGUAUAGCCGGAACAGAGGUUGCCAAAGAAAAUGCUGAUGUCAUCGUAAUGGAUGAUAAUUUUGCUACUAUUGUGAAUGUAGCUAAAUGGGGACGUGCAGUAUACAUUAACAUCCAAAAGUUUGUGCAGUUCCAAUUGACAGUUAAUGUAGUUGCUCUUGUAAUCAAUUUUGUUUCCGCAUGCAUCUCAGGAUCUGCCCCCCUCACAGCUGUACAAUUGCUUUGGGUUAAUAUGAUCAUGGACACUCUUGGGGCAUUGGCACUGGCUACAGAACCUCCUAAUGAUGCAUUAAUGAAAAGGCCCCCAGUUCCAAGGGGUGCAAGUUUCAUCACCAAACCAAUGUGGAGAAAUAUUAUUGGUCAGAGUAUCUAUCAACUGAUUGUCCUUGGUGUUCUCAAGUUUGAUGGGAAGCAGCUUCUAAGGCUUACAGGUUCAGAUGCCACCAGUGUGCUGAAUACUGUGAUAUUCAACUCAUUUGUGUUUUGUCAGGUGUUUAAUGAAAUUAAUAGCCGCGAAAUAAAGAAGAUAAACAUAUUCCGGGGCAUGUUUGACAGCUGGAUAUUUAUAGCGGUCAUGGUUUCAACAAUAGCAUUCCAAGUGGUCAUAGUUGAGUACCUUGGAACUUUUGCCAGCACUGUGCCUCUAAGUUGGCAGCUAUGGGUAGUUUGCAUCUUAAUUGGGUCAGUUAGCCUGAUUGUUGCUGUUAUUCUCAAGUGCAUCCCUGUUGAAAGAGCAGUUGUUGAGCCAAAGCACCCUGAUGGUUAUGAUGCACUUCCUAGUGGUCCAGGGCUCGCAUGAUUGCCCCAAAAGUAAACCAAAAUAUCAUUCUUGAGGCUGCUUGAAUGGCAAUAGACUUGGUUGUUGACAAGUUUUGAUUUUUGGGAUCACAAAUUUUAUUUUAUUUUUUCGUUUUUCUUCUUUAUAUCCUUUGAUCCCCGGCAUUAGAAAGGAGAUUUUAGAUAUAGUGCUGGAGGGACUUUAAUUUUUUGGCACCUUACCACACCUCUCUGACUUCUGACUAAGGACGGAUCCUUGUUGAUAUAAGAGGUCUCAGAUAACAUCAUUGAAAUGCUAAAAAUCUCUGCUAAUUAUAUUACUUUUGUU